AGUACAAUUCACCCUCUCUCUCUCUCUCUCUCUCUGCUGCCGACGAGCAUAAAACCCCACACUCGCUGCGCGUCUCAGUGAUCACUUCCUCCUCCUCUCCAAGACUGCAAUAACUCGCAAGGACACGGCCCCUCCGUCUCUCUGUGCCAGAGCAGAGACACGUCGGUCCAUCCAUCCAUGGCGGCCACCGUCGGCAACGGCAAGGACAGGGAGGAGGCCGAGGUCCACCGGAACCAGAGGCAGGGGGGCAGGCUCCUCUCCAGGCUGCUCACCAGGGACAGCUCCGCCGCGGCGCCGUCCUUCCGGGUCUACUACGGCGUGUCCUCCGCCGGCGCGGUGCCGUUCCUGUGGGAGUCGCAGCCUGGCACGCCCAAGAACGCCGCCUCCGACACCGCCAUGCCGCCGCUCACGCCCCCGCCGUCCUACUACUCCGCCGCCGCCAAGAAGCACGCGCCGCGCAAGGGCAAGGCCGCCGGGGGCCGCAAGUUCAGGCCGUCCCGCAUCCUGGGCUCCAUCCUCAUGGCGACGCGCAGGCGGGGCCGGACGCCGCCGUCGGGGUCGCCCACCUCGUCCUUCUCCUCCGCGUCGACCUCCUCCUCCUCGGCCUCCUCGGCGUCGUCGUUCCGCCGCGCGGGCGGCGGCGGCGGCGGAAGCAGCAGCAGGCUGCACUCGACGUCGUUCUCGGACGACGAGGAGACGGCGGCGGCGGCGGCGUGCUUCAGGGUGCGGCACGAGAGCUUCCGGGCCCUCAGGGGCUGCCGCGUCGCCGUGACGGUGAGGAGCGCGCUGGCGUCCGUCGGUGGCGCCGCCGUGCAGAGGGUCUGAGCCCGACCGAACCCAAUCCACAGCGUGCAAGGACGUGCGUUGUUACCUGAUGUCGAGUGGAGCUUUACCCAAGUCGUGUGCUGGUUCUGAAUUCUGAUUGAGCUUCUGUAAUCCUACUACCAGCAGCAGUGUAUAUGGAGAAAAUAAUCAAUGAGCAUGGCUCUGCAUGAUGCAUGUUCAGAACUUCA
Molecule: messenger RNA, 1013 nt
Organism: Hordeum vulgare subsp. vulgare (domesticated barley)
Lineage: Eukaryota; Viridiplantae; Streptophyta; Magnoliopsida; Poales; Poaceae
Exons: 1
Coding region: 178-825 (215 amino acids)
Source: RefSeq, a predicted model, not a curated record